Molecule: messenger RNA, 1478 nt
Organism: Castor canadensis (American beaver)
Lineage: Eukaryota; Metazoa; Chordata; Mammalia; Rodentia; Castoridae
Gene: Avpr1a
Product: arginine vasopressin receptor 1A
Biological process (GO): cellular response to hormone stimulus; positive regulation of vasoconstriction; regulation of systemic arterial blood pressure by vasopressin
Cellular component (GO): plasma membrane
Molecular function (GO): vasopressin receptor activity; peptide binding
Source: RefSeq, a predicted model, not a curated record
AGGAAUAGAGUGGCCCGCUCGGGCCAGGACUUCGGAGGCGCUGCAUUGACAGAAUGCGCUUCUCCAGAGGAGACUCCGACGUGGGGGCUGUGGGCAACUCCAGCAGCUCCUGGCCUCUUGCUGCCGAAGGUGCCAACAGGAGCCUGGAAGCGGAUGGGCUACGGGAAGGUGGCAGCCCGCCGGAGGACGUGCGCAAUGAGGAGUUGGCCAAGCUGGAGAUCGCUGUGUUGGCGGUGACUUUCGUGGUGGCCGUGCUAGGCAACAGCAGCGUGCUGCUGGCGCUGCACCGCACCCCGCGCAAGACGUCCCGCAUGCAUCUCUUCAUCCGACACCUCAGCCUGGCCGACCUGGCUGUCGCCUUCUUCCAAGUCUUACCGCAGCUGUGUUGGGACAUCACCUAUCGCUUCCGCGGACCUGACUGGCUGUGCCGAGUAGUGAAGCACCUGCAGGUGUUCGCCAUGUUCGCGUCCGCCUACAUGCUGGUGGUCAUGACCGCUGACCGCUACAUCGCCGUGUGCCACCCACUGAAGACUCUGCAGCAGCCCGCACGCCGCUCGCGCCUCAUGAUCGCCGCCUCUUGGGUGCUGAGUUUCGUGCUGAGCACGCCGCAGUACUUCAUCUUCUCCAUGAUCGAGGUGAACAAUGUCACCAAGGCCCAAGACUGCUGGGCCACCUUCAUCCAGCCUUGGGGUACCCGCGCCUAUGUGACCUGGAUGACGAGCGGAAUCUUUGUGGCACCCGUGGUCAUCUUGGCUACCUGCUACGGUUUCAUCUGCUACCACAUCUGGCGCAACGUCCGCGGAAAGACCGCGUCGCGCCAGAGCAAGGGUGCAGGGGAAGCAGCCCGCGCCUUCCAUAAGGGGCUUCUGGUUGCACCUUUUGUCAGCAGUGUGAAGACCAUCUCCCGCGCCAAGAUCCGCACAGUGAAGAUGACUUUUGUGAUUGUGACGGCUUACAUCCUCUGCUGGGCACCUUUCUUCAUCAUCCAGAUGUGGUCAGUCUGGGAUGAGAAGUUCAUCUGGACCGAUUCAGAAAACCCUUCUAUCACCAUCACUGCAUUAUUGGCCUCCUUGAAUAGUUGCUGCAAUCCUUGGAUAUACAUGUUUUUUAGUGGCCACCUCUUGCAAGACUGUGUCCAAAGCUUCCCAUGCUGCCGAAACAUGAAGCAAAAAUUCAACAAAGAAGAAACCGACAGUAUGAGCAGAAGGCAGACUUCUUAUUCUAACAACCGAAGCCCCACAAACAGUACCGGCACAUGGAAAGACUCGCCUAAAUCUUCCAAGUCCAUCAAAUUCAUUCCUGUUUCAACCUGAGCCCACUUUCAUACAGCCUGACUCUUGUAACUGACUUUUUGGUCCAUUAGCUGAAUCCAGCUAGAAAUCAUAAGAACAAAUAAGCUUAUAUGAGAUAAGCUUAAAUCAGCUCAUCGGGUACAAGUCUUUGUUUCUAGUUGCAUUUUCAACAUUGCUCUGACCAAA